AUGUUUUCCAGAGGGAUUCGUCAAUCACGUAAUUCUCACGGAAUUUUGGGACUUCGACCAUCGUCCAAGAUACGACCAGCUUCUUGCAGAGAGUGGCGCAAGUCUCUGUCCGAUAAACAAAUUUCGAGUAAGGCCCAGAAAAACUCAUCCAGCCCUCCGAGGAAUUCGGGAAUUUCUUCGCGAGGUAUCAAAUCAGAUAUUUCCGGCCAUACAGCCUCAGAGUCAAAACACAGUCCUUCAAAUCCAUUAAAUUCAUCCUUGUCGAGUUCUGAUGCCGUGUCCGUUGAUAAUAAGGAGACUGAAUGCAAUACGAUCAGUCGAAAUAAAUUACAUGAAAUAGGGGAAGCUGAAACUACAGAUGCAAAUUUAGAUGAAGGAAAAUUCGGGACAGUAAAUAAAAAAGCCGAUGGAAACUCAUACCACCAACCUCAAAGUCUACCCGACUUAACUCAAGGCAUCCCCCCCUCAUUAGAAUUUUCCGCCAAUCAAAGUGUUGGAGCCCAAAAUCUAACUCUAAUGAACAAGAAACAACCUGAUGGAUGGAAUCGCGGUCGGGAAGGGGCCCUCCCAGCAUCUGCAUACGUAUCAUCGUCAGAAAAAAAGCGGUUAAAGGUUGCGAAUUACUUGUAUGGUGCAUUCUUUUUGCUAUCAUUUUCAGGAACGCUCUACCUCGGCCGUAACUGGGGCUCAGAAGAGGAAGAAAAGGCUCAUCAAGAUACACCAUCCGGAUGGUCAUUUCAACUCAUUUGGAAGCGCGCAAAAGCCCGAGUCAAAGAUGAGCUUAGUUACUACCAUGAACCUGCUUUCCGAAAACUUUUGCCUGAUGUGGAGCCUAUGUUUGAAAGACCAUACACUCUUGUAUUAAGCUUAGAAGAUCUAUUAAUUUGUAGUGAGUGGUCCAGGGAAAAUGGCUGGAGGCUGGCGAAGAGACCAGGAGUGGAUUACUUCCUAAGAUACCUUAGCCAAUAUUUUGAACUUGUUGUCUUUACCAGUCAACCGUCUCAGUUUGCUGAGCCGGUUAUCAGAAAGUUGGACCCUUAUCACAUCAUUAUGUGGCCUCUUUUCCGAGAGGCAACCCUAUAUGAAAACGGUGAAUAUAUCAAGGACCUCUCUUACCUUAAUCGGGACCUCUCAAAGGUUAUUAUUAUAGAAACUCACGAAGAUCAUGUAAAGAAACAACCAGAAAAUGCUAUAGUUUUAAAACCUUGGAAGGGUGAUCCUACAGAUAAAGAGCUAGUGUCACUCAUACCAUUCUUGGAGUACAUCCAUACUAUGGCCUAUACAGAUGUUAGACAAGCCUUGGCAUCAUUCAAAGGCAAACAUAUUCCGACUGAAUUUUCAAGGCGUGAAGUUAUUGCUCGAAAGAAAUUCAAUGAACAACUAGAGCAAGAAAAACAGAAGCGACCCAAGCGAUCCGGCGUGGGCCUCCUUGGGAAUGCACUAGGAAUCAAGCACCAAUCAAUGAUGAUGAUGGACCCUCAAGAACAAACCCCAUCUGAAGCAUUUGCCCAAGGUAAGAUGUUACAAGAUCUAGCACGUGAAAGAGGCCAAAGAAAUUAUGAGCUUUUAGAAAAAGAAAUACGUGAGAAUGGAGAAAAGUGGUUGAAAGAAGAGGCGGCCUUAGAGGAAAAAUCGAAAGAAGAGAGCAUGAAAGCUAUGAAGUCAGGCUUAACUGGCUGGUUCCAUGGAAAUCAGUCUGAAGAUUCAAAAAAUUAG
Blumeria graminis f. sp. triticale is the source of this 1716-nucleotide messenger RNA. The record is from the annotation of a GenBank genome assembly. NCBI's taxonomy places the organism in Eukaryota, Fungi, Ascomycota, Leotiomycetes, Helotiales, Erysiphaceae.